GUUUACGAUGUUUCAGAUAGUAUUAUAACGAAAUUCAACCUGUAAAGCCCCCGGUCGCGCAGUAAUAUCAUUCGAACCUAUAUUUUAUAUGCGUGAUAAUUACAUGUACUCUAAGACCUUGUCGGAAGGCGCCUGUUAUUAAAGUCGUUUGUUGAAGGUCGGGUCUUCACAUUAACUCUGGUGUAAGACCUCUGGGUGAUUUAGUCCUGUCAAAUGUUUAGUGUUAUGACAAUUUAGUCUACAUCUCAGGAAUAUUAUUGUUUAUGUUGGUGGUUGAGUAGCGGUCAGAAGUGAUGUUUAAGCGACUAGGUCGUUGUCAUUUGAAGUCAUCUCGUGCACCGCCUGGAAGAGAUAGCACAAGCAAUAAAACUCAUCUGCCAACAAAGUGUACUGCUUGGUUAUUUUCUACUAUCUCUUCAAAGAUUUCAAAUUCACAUGAUAAUCAAGCUAAUAAAAAUAUAGAAACUCAUGAAAUUGAUAAUUCCUGUAAGAUAGAAAAUUGUGGUGAAGUAGUGCAUACAUCUAAUUCUCAGCAUGUUAAUGAUACUUCUUGGAAUGUUUCUGGUAAACCUUAUUGUCCUGAACCAGAACAUAUUAAAGUACCAUUUGUACAUUUCACGAAAGUGAGAAAUCAAUUCCUAGCUAUUCGUUCCCUGCCAGUAUCUCCAUCAGUGAAGGAUCAGUUAAAAUCUCAUUCCUUCAACAAUUGGUUAUAUACAGAUGCUGAGUUAAUCAGUUUUGUUAAAUUUAUGUUUUUGGAUUUAAAUCUCCCGGAAUUAUGUCAUUUUUCUAUUGAUGUACUGGAGAACUGGUUGUUUGCAGUCUAUUCACGAUAUAACAAUGUACCAUUUCAUAAUUUUAAACAUGCAUUCAUGGUUACACAAAUGAUGUAUUGUAUCAUAAAGACAAUAAAUUUACAAUUGUAUCUAUCGCCAGUGGAUUUGCUUAUCUUAUUAUUCUCUGCAGUAUCACAUGACCUUGACCAUCCAGGUUUUACAAAUUCCUAUCAGGUGAAUGCUGGAUCAUGGCUUGCACUUCGUUACAAUGAUAUCUCACCAUUAGAAAAUCAUCAUUGUGUUACAGCCUUUGAGAUUAUUUCCAAUCCAACAACAAAUAUAACCAGUGGAUUAACACAAACUGAAUCACGUCAUUUUCGUAGAUCUGUGAUAAGAUGUAUCCUAAGUACAGAUAUGGCUAUACAUACAGAGUGUAUUUCACAAUUUCAGUAUUUACGACAACAAGUAAUUGCUGUUUCACACAAAUUAACAUCACCAUCAAUGGAGAAUAAUGCUACUUCUAAUACAACUAGUGUAAAUCAUGUCGCUACUACUGCUGAUGAUGAUGAGGUUGAGGUUGAGGAUGAUGAUGGCAAUAAUCAGCCUUGUCGACCUAAUCAAUGUUAUUCAGUAUUUCCAUCACCUCAGUUAGCCUCAGUUACACCUCUUCUUCAUGCUCAUGUUUCGCCUCCUAUAUCUCAGCCCCCACCUCCUACUUCUAUUUCUAUUACACACUUAUUGAGUAAUUCACAUGGAUUAACCUCCCAUGAUUACAAUGAAGUUGAUCAAUGUGAUAAUGAUAAUGAUGAUGAUGGUGAGGACAAAGAAAGCAGACAACGACGGCAACAACAACAACAAUAUUCUACUGUUAAAGAUGACUCACUUCUCCGCUCUUCAUUGUUUUCAUUGAUCCAUGAACAACCGGAAUACUUACUAAGAUUUUUAAUGAUAUUGCUAAAAGUAUGUGAUGUAUCGAAUGAAACGCGUUCACCAUCAGUUGCUGAUGCAUGGUCAGAUUGUUUAUUCAAUGAAUUUUUCAUGCAGGCGAAUGCAGAAAAACAAGCUGGUCUUCCUGUUGCCGCUUUUAUGGAUCCAGAUUGUGUGGUGAAAUCCACUAGUCAAUUGAAUUUUUUAGAUUCUAUCUUAAUUCCUUUAAUAAAAGAAUUAGUGUAUGUUUUUCGUGAAUUAAAUGUCCUAUUAGAAGCUGUUUUAAGUCGAGUAAAGUAUUUCUCUCAAAUGAGACAACGUGAAUUAGCAGAACAAGAAACAAGUAAUUGUUUACAAACAGACAUGAAAAUUAAAAUGACAACGACAACGGUUAUUUCAAAUUCUUUAUCAUGUAAUCAGAAGUCAGGUUCCAUACGACCUAAUUCUGAAACUAAUCAUUUAUGCAAUGCUCAAUCUUUUCAACUUUCGAAUAAAGUACUAUCGGAGACAAAUAAACCUUUACAACAUCAACAGCAUAAACAACAUGAGCCAUCGGUAGUUAUGCAUACUGAAAAUGCAUAUCCUGUGUCGAACGCAUCCUCCUUUAAAUCACCACCACUAUCAUUAUCGUCAUCGGCAUCAUCAUCAUCUCCAAUAAAAUGUCAACAGCCUCAAACUCCACUUUAUAUAACUGUACAAUCGUCUAAUAAUUUAAAAAAUAUCACUAUAAUAAAUGAAUCCUCAUUACCGCCACCACCAACAUCAUCAUCCCUGUCAUCUGGACAAUACAAUGAAGAUCAGAGAAAAAGUAGAGAUUUUGUCCAGUAAAAGUAAUCAUGAUAAUAAUAAUAAUUGGCUUUCUUUCUUCUUCUUCUCCAAUUACUUUUUAUUAACAAAGCAGAAGAUGGGAAAUCACGUGGUAUACAUAUAUAUAUUUGUGUAUUCUAUUCAGCAUUUCUUAUUAUUUCCCUGUUAAUCUUCUCUUUCCUGAGAUAUAAUGCUUUAUUUCUUACUAAUUACUUACCUCAUGUGUACAUGUGCAUGUGUAUGUGUACGUAUGUGUGUGCGUGUUGUUGUUGUUGCUGCUGCUGCUGUUGUUGAGGCCUACAGUAUACAGUACAGUGCAGUACAGUAAAGUCCUACUGUUUAACACAAUUCCAAUGAUAACAAAACAUAAAUAAACAUAGUAAAAGAAAAGUGAUAAUUUUGUUAAUAUUUCUUUUAUUUGUUAAUGUUUUGUUUUAUCCUUAUAAUUUUCUUUGCUUUUCGUUUCCUUUUUUUUGUUUUGUGUGUGUGUAUGUAUGUAAAGUUUUCCAUGAAUUUAAUGCGUUUAAAACUUGAUUGAAUUUGUUUUCCUUCAGCAUUCCUGUUUGUAUAUGUCUGUGCUCAUCCCCUUGCGUGGGUGGGUGCGUGCGUGCGUGUUGCAUAUAUUGUAAUCACCGUAUUCAGUUUAAGACAUCUGGUUCAACAACACUUGAUCUACUCUCUUUUGUUCUUAUCAGGGAAAUGUUUUUCAAAUGUAUUCAAUGCUAUUCAGUUUGUUUAUUCGUCCCUUUCUUCGUUUGUCUGUUGACCUCUUCUCUUGCUUUACAUUAUUGAUCGAUUACAUUGUUCAGUACUUAUCUGACUGUCUGUCUUGUAUAAUCUGAGGUGAAACUAUGUCAACCUGAUCAAACUCUGAUUAUCGCUUGAAUUUUCCUCAAAGUAUAUAUGUCUAUACUUCAAAAAAUGUGAGAAAGGAGAAGAAAGUGGUUGGAAGCUGGCUUUCUCUGUGUACUUUUCUCCUCUUAUUGCUUGCUGUCGAUGUCAUCGUCUUUGUUUAUCUCUGUGUUGAUUGUAUUGUCACACACAUAUAUACAUUAAUGGAUUUAAAUAUAUCUGUCUGUAUGUGUAUCGGUGCGUGCGUGCAGGCGUACGUACGUGUGUGUGCGAGACUGUAUAUGUAUGGGAUAUUACAACAUGGACUCAUAUGACCUUAGAACUAUUGUUGUUUCGCAUUGUUUUACACCCAAAUAAUAAUAAUAAUAAUAUAAAAUUAAACCAACGGGCUUUCAUAUUUAAUAUACAUAAUAAAUACAUAUACAUAUACACAUGCUCUUUUUGCUUAAGAAGAAAAGUCAGACCAAAGUAUUGCUAUACAGUACAGUACAGUGCAGUACAGCAAAACAGCUGAUAUAUAUAAAUGAAAUAGAGAUUUUCUUUUCUACUAUUUCUUUUAUUAAUCUGUUUCAUCAUCAUCAUCACCAUCACCUUUUUCACUUCUCUCUUCCACUCCUUGUUUUUUCUGUUGUUGUUGUUGUUUUUGUGUUCAUGUUUUGUUUUUCCCUUGAACAGAAAAGAAAAAAGGAUUCGAUGUUUUAUUCUCUUUCUGAUGAAUUGUUGUCCCCUCCCCUGCCCUGCCCUUCACCGUCACACACCUACCUAGAUGGGUGUGUAUUAUUUAUUCACUUUUAGUGAGUUUUUUAAAAUAUUAUUGUGAAGGAAUGAAUGAAGCCUUCCAAACGAUGAAUACGGAGGAAGUGACAAACUGUUCGCCUUUCUCUCUCUGUAUAUAUAUAUAUAUAUAUAUAU
Trichobilharzia regenti is the source of this 4274-nucleotide messenger RNA. Lineage: Eukaryota; Metazoa; Platyhelminthes; Trematoda; Strigeidida; Schistosomatidae. The record is from the annotation of a GenBank genome assembly.